UUUCAAUUCGAUCUGGGGGUCGGUGCAGCCGCCAGCGUGAGAUUAAGUACAUUGGGGACGCCAAGGAGAAGAUCCAAGUAAGUCCAGGCCGUGAUUUGACCGAGGAAUCCUUGCGGGAUGGGGAGGAAAUUGCCCCCUUUUGCUCCGGCGGCGACAAGGAAGCGAAAAGGUUCCGCCUUGGCCCCGCUCGCCGCGUGCAAGCACAGUGCGCCGGCGCGGCAAAUCGGUGGCUGGGCGUCCCUGCCCACCGACAUAGUGGGCCUCAUCACCUGCCGGCUCCUGGCCGGCGACGGCGAUGUGGUCGAUUACAUCUGCUUCCGCGCCGUCUGCUUCAGCUGGCGCGCCUGCACGCCCGCUCCCCGCGACCCCAAUCUGCGGGAUCCGCGCCUCCGCCCGCGCGGCUGGGUCGCGCUCUGUGACGGGGACGCCGUCCGCCCGGACGACGCCUGCGAGAUCGUCUUCUUCCACACGCGCACCGCCAGGCGCCUCCGCGUCCCCUUGCCGGAGCUCCGGCGGCACAGAAUCAUCGGCUUCACCGACGGUCUCGUCAUCCUCAUGCACAAGACCACCACCGCGGUCCGCGUGCUGCACCCGUUCACGCGCGACGUGGUCGACUUCCAGCCCCUCGCUACUCUGUACCACCAGGUGGUCAGGCACAAGGGGUCCCUGCUUGACAUGAACGCCGCGGUGUGCAGCAGCGCGGCGUCCUCCGCAGACUCCAUUGCCGUGGUGGUCUGGUUCCCCUACACGGACGUGGUGCUUGCGGCCGACCCGGGCUCAGAUUGGGAGGUCCUCCACAGAGGAUUCUAUGUUUGGUGCGCCUUGCCCUUCCAAGGAAGGCUCUAUGCCACCCUGUGUUGUUCGAGUGAGAUUGUGCAGCUAUACCCUCCGAGACGAAACGGACCGCAAGAGAACUCUCUGGUGGUGAUUGCUCGCGCUCCACAUUCUGCUGACCGCGAAGUCUGUAAUUUUACCUCGUGGAGUCUGGAGGAAGGAUGCUGCUCGCCGUCCGGCAGCCAGCUCCUUAUGCAAAUGGGGCAGAAUGGAAUGCGAUUGACUGGUCGCGACAAUUGGUCUGCAGGCUCUAUGUAGUGGAUCUGAACGGCGGCCAACGCCGUAAGCUCAUCCAGGUGAAGAACAUAGGUGACACCGCGCUGUUUCUCAGCCGCGACCGAUGCCUGUCAGUCUCAGCCAGGGACCUCCCUUCCUUGAGCAGCAACUCCAUUUACCUCAGUCUACCAUCGGACCCCAUUGUGGUGCAUUCGCUGGGCACUGGUUUGUCCGAGCGAUUGGCAGACUCCUGCCAGAUACACGACAGGACAGAGAGGAUCCGCCCCUCUGUGCAUCCCUUCACCAUUGUUGAUCAUCUUAUCACGUACUGCAAUCCUCGCGUGUGGAGUAAAGGGCUCAUGUUCCACGAGUACCACUAUAUACCUCAAUCUUUCGAGGAAUUGAUCAAGAAAAUAAGGGCACAAGAGAGGGAACUGCGGAUUCCACGCGCUGUGCAUUCGUGCUGAAGGAACAAACGCCAUGUUUCACAUUACUCACUGAAUUACAAAGGUGCAAAUAAUGCCAGUAGACACUAGGCACAGCUUCUUACAACUGUGUCAGUUGGAGUUUUUGAGUCACACAACUUCUAACCUGGCACACUGUUUGUUGAUCUGAUUUUAAUCAUUUUAUUGUGUUGUUGCA
This is a messenger RNA of Triticum aestivum (bread wheat), 1692 nucleotides long. RefSeq lists its product as uncharacterized. Lineage: Eukaryota; Viridiplantae; Streptophyta; Magnoliopsida; Poales; Poaceae. The record is from RefSeq and is a predicted model, not a curated record.